AUUUAUAAAGUUAAUUUACACACCAACAGACGGCUUCGACAUGAAGUAAAAACCUGUGGUAUUCAUCGGAGGCCCUUCUUUCGACCACUGUGUCAGUUUGAAUCAUGUGUCGCUCGUUAACGUUAAAUCGCAUCCGACUCUGGAGACGCACUGGUCCUACAAAUCAGCCCCGCUAGUCAGUACACGGGGCGCUAACCAGCUCCACGUUAGGCUAACAGCGCUGUUUAUACGCUCGAGAAUAGACCGUUAGCAUCCGCAAUUAAGCUUUAGCUGACAUUUUUCUAGCUUCCACUGGUUGUCCCGCUGUCUCUCUUGUGAUUCGUGUAACGGGGCGGAGGCGCUUUGUGUGUGUGUCCGCCGCUGGUGAUCUAUUUCGGGGAGCUUAUGAGCAGGAUUCCCGUAACGGUAACAACUGGCUAGCAGCCGCCAUUGGUUACUGUCACUUUGGUCAAGGAUGUAUCAUACUCAACACGCCUUUUAACGUGUAGCUGUUAUGUUCUUACGCUUUAAUUCUGUCAUAAUUGUGUCUGAAUCAUCCCAAAGAAUGUAGGUAUUUUCACACCUUGGUGCUACUGUUAUGUCCUAGUGUCCUUAAUAAAUCAACUUUUUUUUUUUUUUAAAGGAAUCUCCCUAAUGUGAGCAAUGUUAUGAGUGAUCAGGCAAAAAGAGAUGGUCUCCCCUGUAAUUGCAUGAGAGGGAGUAUUGGUUAAUUAUUGUCUGACUUGUAUCAGCAGGUUCAGAGCUGCACAUUGAUUCACCCCAAACAGACUCGCAGGAAUCAUGGGGAGUGUGUUCCUGCCGGCGGACGCGGCCCACUCAGUGCUGCGCCGGCUGCGCAGGGCCAACUUCUUGCUGGAGGAGAUGAAGCAGGGUGACAUUCAGAGGGAGUGCCGUGAGGAGAUCUGCACCUAUGAGGAAGCCCGCGAGGCUUUCGAGAACGACGAAAAGACGAGACGGUUCUGGGAAGAAUAUGUGCGUGAGAGCAGUCCAUCCGGAGGGCUGGAGACGGUGGUGGGAGGAGUCCACUCUCUGUACUUGAUCGUGCCGUUGCUGCUGGUCGUGCUCAUCAUCGCCGCCGUAGCCGUCACUGUGUGGCGCUGCCACUCCCGCAAGCGCUCGCAGCGCAGCCCCAACCUGGGCCACUCUCAUCACGACCACGUCUUGUCAGUGGUCUCUAUGGACCAUUGGGGGAGGGAUUACCACCACGGGGACCAAUCAGAACUCAGCGUCCACAGCAGCCCGGCUUAUCCGGGCUCAGAGCUCACAUCGGGGAGAGGAAGCGCUGGAGACCCGCCACCCUCUUACGAGGAGGCUGUGGGCCAUUCAGACGUCCAAAUAGAGACGGAGCCACCCCCACAGUAUGAGGAUAUAGUCAACACCAGCGCUUCUGGUGGUCAUGCGAAGUAAACCUGCCUCUCACUACCACCCCAACAAAAAAGCCCGAACCUCCACUAAGACCAUCCGAUCAUUUAGCAGCGUCACUAUUGUGGUAUCACGAGCCUUCCUCAUUCAACACAUAAAGAAACACUUUUUACUCUCUGGUCAAUGGACUAAUGCAAUGUUUGCCGGACCCAGCGCUGUUGAAAUUUGCACUAACUUUUCAUCAAUGAGGUGAAGUGAUAGCAGGAAGGAUAUAUUGCAAUACCAAAACCUACCAGCUCUGUUGAUCUUCCUCAAGUUGCAUCUACGCUGUCACACUGUAGCAAACGAUUGGACUCAGCAGGCGUAACAUAUGUUGCACGUGGCGUGAAGAAACGUGGGUUCUGAUUGCCACGAUGGAGGACUAUUCCAAAAGUGGAUGUGAGGGUUGGAUCCGUGCUUUUUUUUUGAAGGUUGUUGCCAAUUUCCGAGGCUUAAGUGGCCUGUAGCAGAUAUUUAGAUAAAACUAUUCAAAUGUACCUAUUUGUUUAUUGUGUAUAUUGCAGACUUGGCAAGAAUAUUGCUUUGCGAGAUUCAGAAACAGCAUUUAGGCCACAAACCAGCAAUUCCAGGGAAACCCAGACAAGUUAACAUUGCAUGAAGCGAUUGCUGACCACCAUGAGCGGAAAGAGGAAAACAUGGUCAAAAUCAAGCUUGUGAUUUAUGUCUAACCUAGAGAUGGGCGGAUGAUACUGAAGAGCAAUUUCAAUACAUUGGAUCCAAGCUUGUGACUCAUGACGUUCAAAGCUUCAAACUACCCCGAUGCUCCAGAAAAUGAAUUUUCAAUUUGACAGUUUUGAAAAUUUAGCAGCUGAACUGUGUUACUCUGCUCAGAAGAGAGGGGCAUAACUGAGAAAUGUGGCACCGUACACUAGAAGGACGUCAGCACAUGUAUGAGAGCAUUUCCAUCUAAUACCUAGUAAUAAUGUAAAAAGGCUAAUGGGCCAAUUUAAAAUGAAGAUCAGUCUCUAAACACAACACAUUGUGAUUUAUGAAAGUUCAGAUAAAUAUCAACCAUGAAGUAAACACAUGAGCCCGCAUUGGACACCUAGAGUACACUAAUAAGGCGCAUUUAUAUUUGAUGUCAACAACAUACUUUAUAUCUAGGAUUGUUGGACAAUACAUUUAUUUAUUAGUUAACUGUAACAUUGCUCAUUGCUCAUUGGCUGCAAUGUUAUCUAAAAGUGCUUGUUUUUGCCACUGACCGGUUGUGAUUGUUACUUGAAGUGUCUGACAUAUUGGAAAGAGUCUCAUUGAGGUUCAUUGAUUCUGAAGUCUGGAGCAGGGACAUGUUACCGGGAAGACAAAUAUGGAAACACAAGUGCCAGCCAGGCAGAGUUUGUUGUUUUGGAGUUCAGAAAGAGUAGCUUAGUGAAAUCCAAAAGACUUUCAAUGUCAUGUCUGGAUAUUUAGGUGAUUUUGACAAUGUGGAGGAGGUCUUUGAAUUUGAGAGAGGGACAACAGGCAGAGGAGUGUGAACCAGCUGGUGGUGUUCUGUGACCCUUUGCCCACAGGGGAAGAAUGCUGUAAAGAGAGACCUGUUGCUGCCCGACAUUCAGAACAAGACUUCUUCUUGAGCGAGACUUUGACCGGAUAACAAACAGACCGGAUCAAGCGAAAGAUUAAGAAAUAAAUUUGUAUUCUCUAUACACUAUAUACAAUAUGAGCCCGUCGGUGGCAAAAACAAGCACUUUUACACGUUACAAGCUUUGAAUCUUCAUUAGGCUCCACCCACCCAUCUCUAGUCUAACCUGUGAGCAAACGGUUAUCUACUCACCAAGCUGACGCAGAGCAUGCCGCUGUACUUUCAUCCCACCAGCUAACUUGAGUCCAAUAUAUACUCGUUAACUCUGGUUUGGUGACUGACUAAUGAGAGAUAAUCUGGGUCUUUAGCUUGCUAAAUACAAAAAAAAAAAAAUCUGACUUUUUGGCGGUUUUGUGCAGGGUAGUAGUGGUGCUGGGCUUGUUGACUGUAAAUAGUAAAUACAAUUUAAUGUAAGUUUUAUUAUGGGGGUCAAAGGGAGCAUUGAGACCCAAGCAUUUAGUAAGUGAUCAGGUGGAACCAAACUGUACAGCUGCAAAGUUGGGUGUUAAUUGACUUUUCCACAUUACAAUCUGUAAUUUGAUUUAUUUUUGAUAUCAAUAAUAUCACUCAACGCAGGUUUAAAUAGUCAAGUUGCCAAACUAAUGCAUCGGUCCAACUUCAGUAUACACUUGUGAAUGUUUUUUGAGUUUAAUAUUUAAGAUAAGACCAGCAGUAAAGUGCGGGGGGGCUGAAAUGUGAUUUGUGUAAAUGUGUCCUAUGUGCUUAUAUUUUGGUCAUGCAUGUAGCUUAGUCUGUACACCUGAGGUUGGAUCUGGCUCUGCACUGUUGGUUGAUGGCCAGUGCUUGCUGGCCACGUGUUCUUCUGCUGGGCUGCUUUUACUGUGAAAAUCUCUUCCUAUUCUUUCCCUUAAUGCAAGUGUGACCGUGUUGGAAAUGACUACAGAGUCUUCUGCUGUGCCACUGUCACUAAAAGCACACUGAGUGAAUAGAUGUAAGUUGUGGAGUGAAUUGCACAGGGAUGUGGGACAGGAAGCCAUAGAAACACAAGCUUUGGGGGAAAAAAGGGAGAUUCUGUAUUUAACAACACUGGACAGAGUUCAAGUUUAGCAUGUGUUAUGUACCUGUAUAUGAAUAUGUAUAGUCUUUACGUGUGAAAGUGAGAUUGUUUUUUUUUUUUUUUUACUGCAUAGGUGUGCAGCAGAUGCAUUGCCAUUAGUUUAAUAGUAUACAGCAGGAUGUGGAUAAAUGAAGGCACUUUGUGUUGAAGCGUGACUGUUAGAUGGAAACUAGGACAGUCUAGUUUGACGUCUGUAGCUUCACUCUCAGCCAUUACGAUGUCACUGUAAACCUAAAAAAAAGUUCUCAUGCUCUAUAUGCAAUUUUUCCUGCAUACACUCUAAAAACCAAAAAAUAUCUGUCUGAUGUUCACAGAUCUCCUGUUCACACCUCACAGGUGAGCACUGAUUAUUGUACUUUGUGAGUUGGCCGGUGAACCUCAGCACUAUGACGUUGAGUUGUACUGUUACUUGCAGAGCUCUUUUUUUUUUAUUUUUACAAUGCCUUAUCAAACAAACAAAAUGUUAUUUAACAUUAAAUGCAAGAUAACUUGUUAUAAAUCCUUUAUGUGCAGAAGCUUGAAUUAAUUUGUAAUAAAAGUGCUACAUGUUGCUUUCAUUUCAUUCGGUGUUGUAUGAAUGUGUUUCGUGCGUUUAAACGUUCCCUGCUGGACUCACCCAAAGAUCCACAGGAUGCCUGGAGGGUCUUUAAGAGUAUAAACACUGAACGAAUUGAUUCAGUGACAAUUUAGGCCCUUAAAAUAGUCUUGAAUAUCAAUGUCAAGGUAGUACAUUUUGUAGCUUGUUUUCAUUUUGUAACCGUCCAAAAAGGUUGUUUGCUGAGGUUUGCGUUUAAUCGUGUAGGCACGUACUGAUUUUAUGUGUAGUUUAUUUAUGGAUCCUGAGAGAUUUGGCAUCAUCUGAAAAGGAAAACCGUACUAUACGAUGACAUUUUAAAUGACAUACUAUACUAUGACUACAUGUUUUUUUUUUUUUUUAAGACAGUAUAUUAUAACAGUUUAUGACAGUUUACCCUGACCUUUUCUUUUUUUAUUGCACACUAUGGACAUUUUCAUGGCAUACAAUUCUGACAUUUUUAAUUAAAUUUUUGUGACACUUUUCAUGACAUACUAUUCUAAAGCAUUUUUUAUGAUACUUUCACUUGCAUGCUAUACUGUAACUUUUGUUACGAGAUUUAUAGUGUAUACUCUUGGAUUUUUUUGGUUAGACAUACUAAAGCAUUACCUUUUUUGCCAUAAAGUUUUCAAUUACUUUUCUUUUUUUUUUUUUUUUUUUUUACAACUCUUGACAUACUAUUGCUUUUUUGGACACACAAAAGCAUGACCCUUUAUUGAUGAACCAAGCAAUUACCAAACCAUUACCAAACAUGCUAUUUCAUGGCAUAUUUUUCAACAUACUAUUCUGUGACUUUUUCAUGAUAUUCUGUACUUUAACAUUUUAUUUCAUACUGUACAUAACAUGACAUAACUUACUCUGACUUUGAUACAGCGACAUGGUUCAUGACAUGCUAUCAU
Molecule: messenger RNA, 5555 nt
Organism: Anarrhichthys ocellatus (wolf-eel)
Lineage: Eukaryota; Metazoa; Chordata; Actinopteri; Perciformes; Anarhichadidae
Gene: prrg1
Product: proline rich Gla (G-carboxyglutamic acid) 1
Exons: 3
Coding region: 781-1407 (208 amino acids)
Cellular component (GO): extracellular region
Molecular function (GO): calcium ion binding
Source: RefSeq, a predicted model, not a curated record